This is a messenger RNA of Rubroshorea leprosula, 878 nucleotides long. The record is from the annotation of a GenBank genome assembly. NCBI's taxonomy places the organism in Eukaryota, Viridiplantae, Streptophyta, Magnoliopsida, Malvales, Dipterocarpaceae.
GUUCUGCUCCGUCUUCCCGCUGCAGCCGCCCGAAGAAAAAAAAAAGGGGAACCCAGCCAUGCUCGAGAAACUAGUGAGAAAGCUUGGAUUUCUCCUUCUUUUCUUGCUCUACAACACAUGUAGAACCCAGAAAUUCUUUCCCCCUGCUGGAAAACCCGGAUCUGCUCUGUCCUUCCUCUCUUGUCCGCCGGCUGCUCCUGCUUUAUGGGGGCGAAUUGCUUUGAAUUUUCGAUCCGUGAGUUUCUCCCUUGCACUGCCGCCGGCUUCUUCCCCCUGCUAGGUCCGGUUUCUACAGCUGGAGAAUUAUGGAAGUGAAACCGAGGACGGGGAAACCACGGGAAGUGACGAGUUAGAAAGCUAGCCAUUUCAAGAUUGAUAUAAAUUUUAGAAAUAAAUCAUGAUCUUGUAUUUGGAGAUUUUAUGAUAUUAGAGAGAAUUUUAUAAUUUGAUCUUCAGAUUUUGGUGGCAUCAGAGUGUGAUAUAAUAAGUUCCGAGCCUUGUGCACUUGUGGGACUCGUCUCACGAGUGUACGGCGUCUGUCCUGCCUCGGAUUUGGGUUCUGGGCCGUGACAGUAAGAUAAGAAGUAAUUACGUAUUCCUUAGAUUUGCAACUAAAACUAUUCUUUUAGUUGAAUUUUAGGCACUUUGUUCAAUAGCUUAUAUUUGUUAAGUUAUAUACAUUUUAUUAAAUAUCAAAGGUAAUGAUAAUGAGGUGCUCUCAUUGAAGUAUAAGAACUAGUGUUAAGAAAAUUAGUUUGUUGUCAAGUUUUAAUAUUUAUUUUUUAGUUCUACAUUUAUAGAGGUUUCUUGCUAUUAAGCUCUAUUUCUACCAAAUAUCAUUUGUGCUUAGGUGUUUUAAUUAAAAUAGGCUUUGUUUU